UCGUCAGGUGGCAGCCAUGGCGGGUCAAGAGGAUCCGGUGCAGUGGGAGAUUCACCAGGACUGGGCGAACUGGGAAUACAUAGGAGUCAUCACCAGCAGCAUCAAGAAAAUCGCAGACUUUCUCAACUCGUUUGAUAUGUCUUGUUGUUCGAGACUUGCAACACUAAACGAGAAAUUGACAGCCCUCGAACAGAGAAUAGAGUACAUUGAAGCCCAGGUGACAAAAGGCAAGACCCUCACCUGGAACUACACCAUGCUGCUGCUGGGAAGCUGCUUUACGGAAUACAGGCCAACGUGGGAAAGGCCCCAGCAGCCUCAGCUCCUUCCUCUCUCCCUAAAGAGCAACAGGCCUUAUCCUUGUUUUUCUUUUUUCAAAAGCGUGGCCUUUGGGCUCUGCCGUGUACAUCGGUGUGUGAUGUGGCAUGUGGGAAGACGUCCAGGGGAGCUCUUGGAACCAACGUUAGGCAUUUUAUCUUUUUAAGUAACAUUUUGUAGAACUGUUCGUCAGUGUAUUUGAGGUGCUCCGAGCCAAACACCUGGGACUCUUUGUCACGGUCCUCCCCACCUCUCUUUCUCUCUCUCUCUCUGACUUUCCUUACAGCUCUCAUUGCCUCUGCAUUGAUUCUAUAAACAGUCUUUGUCUCCUUUCCACCUUUGGUGGGGGAUGCAAGGCAUUCCUGGCUGAGACACUUACGCCCUGGCAAGGUGGCCACCAGAGAAUGUUGUUCCUAACCCACCAGUUUCUUGUCCUUUUGGGGAGGUCAAGGCCAGGCCCCCACCUGGCUUGA
Molecule: messenger RNA, 788 nt
Organism: Leptonychotes weddellii (Weddell seal)
Lineage: Eukaryota; Metazoa; Chordata; Mammalia; Carnivora; Phocidae
Source: RefSeq, a predicted model, not a curated record